AUGGAUGCUGACGCCAUGGGGACGAUGGAGGUGGCAGUGCUCGGCCGACCUUUCAGCCUCGGGAUGCUGUAUGACUGCCGUAAAGACUCACCCAUCCCUGGCAUGACAUUGUGGGACCUUAAUGACCUGAAAAAUAAUAUACAUGAAAGACCUCAGCCCUACAACAAUUGUGAGAUAGUUGCAUCUGAAUCAAUUGCAGAUAAAUCUUCAGCAUUAAAUAUUGAAGGAUCACUGAAGGCAAGUUUCUUAAGUGGACUAGUAGAGGUUGGAGGAUCUGCCAAAUACCUGAAUGAUAGUAAAACAUCCAAAAAUCAGGCCAGAGUAACACUGAAGUACCAAGCAACCACAAAGAUGAAGGAACUGUCAAUGAAUCAUCUUGGAAGAGGUAAUGUGAAGCAUCCGUAUGUCUUUGAUCAAGGAAUAGCAACACAUGUCGUCACAGCUAUCCUUUAUGGGGCACAAGCCUUCUUUGUCUUUGACCGUGAGGUGUCUGAUGAAGAAAGUCAUCAAGACAUUCAGGGCAACAUGAAGGGGAUGAUCAAGAAAAUUCCUAAACUCAUAGCAGAGGGGGAACUUUCCAUCAAAAUGAACGAUAAGGACAUUGAAAAGGUGGAGAAGUUCUCCUGUAAAUUCCAUGGAGACUUUUUGCUGAAGAAAACUCCAACAACCUUUCAGGAUGCUGUACAAGUCUACCAAAGCCUGCCACAACUGCUGGGAACCAAUGGAGAAAAUGCUGUACCAAUGAAAGUCUGGCUGCUGCCACUUGUGAUUUUAGAUUCAUCAGCUGCUAAACUCGUACGUCAGAUAAGUUUAGAAUUAGUGGAGGAAUGCCAGAAUGUCCUGGAGGACUUCACUGAGCUGGAAAUGAGAUGCAAUGAUGCAAGAAGAACCACCACUGCACAGCAGUUCCCACAGAUUGGUGACAAACUUAAAACUUUUACACAAUCUUGCACCAAAUUAAAACGGGAACUCCAACAAAACUUGGCAAAGAAACUUCCAUCAAUCCGGGGAGGAGGGGAAAAGGAAGCUGAGCUGGCAGAGAUCCUGAAGAAGAGACAUUCUUCUCCUUUCAACAACACAGGCCUGAACGAGUGGAUGGGCUGUAAAGAGAGAGAAAUCUUCACUUUACAGUCUUUCACCAACAAGAUGAAAAACACCCAGAUUGUCUCAUCUCAGAGUCAUCUGUACAAGGAAACUCUGAGUGCAGAACCUGCUGUGUGUUUUGUUUUCACCUCACUGGGUGAGGAACCGUACCUCUCAGCUUUAUCAAACUACUUAAAAGAAAAACCCAAACCAGACGACCCUCAAGAUCCACGUUGUCAUGACAUAGAGAAGGAACAAUGGUACGCCUCUAAAGAAGUAUCAGAUGCAAUGAGGAUCAAAGCAAAGCUGUUCAGUGAUUUUGCAAAAGCCAACAAAGAGAAUAAGAACAUAAAGUUCCUGACAGUGGGUUUAACAAGUGAGACACAGAAAGGUUCAAGCAUCUACCUUCAUAAAGACGGCUUUACUGUCAGUGAGAACUUUGAGCCUCCUUCAAAGCCUGAAACAGUGACAGCAGGUGAUGUAGCCCACAACAGUGUGACACUGAAGAUAUCUCCACCAAGAUUUGGAGCAGAGAACAUCACCUCCUACUGGGUAGAGUACUGUGUCAGUGGAGAGGAUGGAUGGAAACAAACAACAGCAGCAAAAGCUGAAGAAGUCACAGUGAGCGGUCUGACUCCUAACACAGAGUAUAUGUUCAGAUGCAGAGCAGUGACCUCAGUAGGUGUUGGACCAGCAAACCCAGUCUCCGGGUCUACGUCUCCUCCAGUCCACUACAAUAAUGAGCAGAUCAGGAUUGUGAUGAUGGGGAAGACUGGAGUUGGUAAAAGUGCCUCAGGAAACACCAUUCUGGGAAGGCAGUGCUUUGAAUGUAAAUUUUCUGCUAGAUCUCUGACUACUAAGUGUGAAAAGGCUAAAGGUGAGGUGGAAGGACAAAAGGUUGCUGUUAUCGACACUCCAGGCCUGUUUGACACCUGGAACACUGAAGGGAAAACAGAUAAAGAUAUCCGCCAGUGCAUUAGUUAUGCUUCUCCUGGACCUCAUAUCUUCCUGAUUGUCAUCAUGGUGGGCAGAUUCACAGAGGAAGAAAUACAGACAGUGGAGAAGAUUCAGGAAAUCUUUGGUGAGGAAGCCAACAGAUACUGCAUGGUUCUCUUUACUCAUGGUGACCUGCUGGACGGAAUAUCUAUUGAGGAGUUCUUGGAGUGCAGCGAAGAUCUGCAGGAACUUGUGGCCAAAUGUAACAACCAGUACCACAUGUUCAAUAAUAAGCUGAAGGAUCGUUCUCAGGUCAGUGAGCUGCUGAAGAAGAUCAGAAAUAUAACAGAGAAGAACAGAGGAAAUCAUUACACCAAUGAAACGUUCCAAAAGGCAGAAAGAGAUGCUAAAGAGGAGAAGCAAUGA
Molecule: messenger RNA, 2445 nt
Organism: Scomber japonicus (chub mackerel)
Lineage: Eukaryota; Metazoa; Chordata; Actinopteri; Scombriformes; Scombridae
Product: verrucotoxin subunit beta-like
Exons: 3
Coding region: 1-2445 (814 amino acids)
Molecular function (GO): protein binding; GTP binding
Source: RefSeq, a predicted model, not a curated record